AUGGCUACCUCUUCUUCACGCGGCGCUGGACGUUCCUGGACCAAAGAAGAGGUGAUCAAGCUCUUCCACAUGGUCUACGAGCGCAAACCGCUGUCCGCCAAGGCGGCGGCCGAGAUGCUGGGAAGGACGGAAAUGUCGUGCACGUUGAAGGUCGUCAACCUGCACAAGGUCAUCGAGGACCUGGUGGGCCAAUGGGCCGAAAGCGGCAGCGCAUCGACAAGCAUCAAGGUCAAGCCGAAGAAGAGGAAGAUCAAGAAGGACGAGUGA
Messenger RNA from Pseudozyma flocculosa PF-1, 267 nucleotides. RefSeq lists its product as uncharacterized. The record is from RefSeq and is a predicted model, not a curated record. The transcript has 2 exons. NCBI's taxonomy places the organism in Eukaryota, Fungi, Basidiomycota, Ustilaginomycetes, Ustilaginales, Ustilaginaceae. The coding region runs from base 1 to 267 and encodes 88 amino acids.